AUGUGCAUAACAGUUGAUAAUGCUAGCUCAAAUGAUACUGCAAUUGGGUAUAUGAGAAGGAAAAUAAAUGGGUGGAAAACUGGGGUUCUUAAGGGUCGUUUCCUUCACAUGCGUUGUGUUGCACACAUUGUCAAUUUGGUUGUUUCUGAUGGGUUGAAAACUGUUAAUGAGUCGGUUCAACGUGUUAGGCAUGCUGUUAGGUUUAUCAAACAAUCUCCUGCUAGGUUGCAAAGGUUUAAAAAAUGUGUCUUAGAUGAAAAAAUCAACACAAAAAAGGGAUUGUGCCUUGAUGUGCCUACUAGGUGGAACUCCACCUAUUUGAUGUUGAAUGCUGCUAUUGAGCUUCAAGAUGCUUUUGAGAGGUAUUCUGGGGAAGACCCUCACUAUGUAGUUGAUUUGAAUGAGAGGGAUGGUAAGGGUAGCCCAGAUUCUGAUGAUUGGAAUAAUGUAAGAAGACUUUCUGAAUUUCUACAAGCCUUUUAUGAUCUGACCUUGCAUGUCUCUGGCUCUUUAUAUGUCAGUUUGAAUUUGUUUUUUCAUGAAUUGGUGAGUGUUGUUGUACUUAUGAAAGAUUUGGUUUCAAGUGAUGAUGUGGAUAUGUGUCUUAUGGCUUGUAGAAUGAAAGAAAAAUAUGAAAAGUAUUGGGGUGAUCCAGAAAAAAUAAACCUCCUGAUUUUUAUUGCCGUUGUCCUUGAUCCUCGUUAUAAGCUUGAUUAUGUUGAGUGGAUGAUAACUGAAAUUUAUGACCCUAUUGUUGCAUCAAAGUUAGUUGAUAAUGUGAAGGUAGCUUUGAAUGCUUUGUAUGAGGAGUAUCAUGUUUCUUCUGGUAAUGAUGUGAAUAGGGAGAAAGUGUCUUCAAGUAAGGAUGGCAAAACUCCAUUGAGUCCCAAACAUAAAAAGAUUGAAGUCUUAAAGAGUAAGUAUAAGAAACACAAGUGUGAGAGAGAUGGAGAUGCAAAAAUAGAGUUAGACAAAUAUUUGGAGGAGGAUACAGCGGAGGAUAUUGAUGAAUUUGACAUUUUGAGCUGGGUUCUAGAUCAGUUUAGGAGCUCAUUAACUCCUCGAGUUGUAGAAGGUCUUGUUUGUGCUGAAAAUUGGUUACGUGCUUCACCAUUUCCAAGUAUUGAAGAAUUUUUAGAGGAAGUUGAGCUUCUUGAAGAGGGUAAUAUAUAA
Molecule: messenger RNA, 1173 nt
Organism: Chenopodium quinoa (quinoa)
Lineage: Eukaryota; Viridiplantae; Streptophyta; Magnoliopsida; Caryophyllales; Amaranthaceae
Product: zinc finger BED domain-containing protein RICESLEEPER 2-like
Exons: 2
Coding region: 1-1173 (390 amino acids)
Molecular function (GO): DNA binding
Source: RefSeq, a predicted model, not a curated record